AUGAAAACAUUCAUUGCAUUGUCUCUUUUGUAUUUGACAUUAGCCAAGUAUAAACAAUAAUCAUACUAAGCUAAGGAAUAUUGUCAACAAUUGGAGAUCAGAUUCAUCCAUAUUAAUAAGUGAUAGUAGCAUUAUCAGAAGUGGCAUCCAAAGAUUUCAAUUUCUAAUAAUUGUUUGUUGCUUUAGAUGAAUUAGCUGAAUCAUUUAAGACUAGAAAAAAUGAAGAAAAUGCAUUUUACGAACAAGAAUAUUAACAAUAUUAAGCAGAUGUACAAUACUAUUAAAAUUAAAUUACAGACUUUAAAAAUAAGGUAUGAAUAUGUAUGUAAAUUUUGGUAAGAUUGCCUAAUUAGAGGUUGAUGUAAAAGAUUUGAGUGAUGAAAGAGUUAGAUUAUAAUAAAUGUUAACAGAAGCCAAAUAAGAUUUAUAUGAUGCUACAAAAUUGUUGAAUGCAAAAGAAGCAUAAAUAAAUUCAGAUAAAUCUACAUUUGACAGAUAAUUCAAUGAAUAUGCAGAUACUAUUGCAGUAUUAGAUUAAGCAAUAGCAUUAUUAAAUGAAGUCAAAGAUGAAACAUCUUUAUUAUAAAAAGCAGAUAAUCUCAAAGAAAUAUCAUCAAAGAUGCACACUCAGUAUUAAUUAAGGUUAACGUUAGUUUGAAAUAACUUUCAUCUAAGAGAGUAUUUUAUCAACCAUUAGUAAAGGCACUCACUUAAAUUGCAUAGAAUAAUUAUGUAGAUUAAGAGAAUCUCAACAAAGUUAUCAAUUAUAUGAAUUAAUUAAGAUAAUCAUUAAUUGAAGGAUAAACAUCUUUAUAAAAUUAAUACGAAGCUUAAUCUAAUUUAUAAAAAGAUAUUUUAUCAGAAAUCUAAGCAAAAAUAACUGGUAUAAGAGAUGUCUUAAUUCCUAUGUUGUAAUCUGAGAUUGAAACUAAAGAUGGUGAAAUUAAAGCACUUAAUGCAAUUCUUAAUGAUGCAAGACUUAAUUUAUCUGAAGCUGAAGAUAAUCUUAAUGCAACAUAAAAUAGAUGGAUUGAAAGGUAUUCAUUUAAUUUUAAUAUUUUUAUUUUAGAACUGCAUCACAUAACUCCUUAAUUUAAUAAUAUGAUAAUGAAUUAUUAGCUAUUAAAGAUGCUGAAAAUGCCUUAAAAAAAGGAGGUAUAUUUAGAUAAUGAUGAAAAAUAUUAUUGGUC
Paramecium sonneborni is the source of this 1190-nucleotide messenger RNA. Lineage: Eukaryota; Ciliophora; Oligohymenophorea; Peniculida; Parameciidae. The record is from the annotation of a GenBank genome assembly.